Molecule: messenger RNA, 1353 nt
Organism: Penicillium coprophilum
Lineage: Eukaryota; Fungi; Ascomycota; Eurotiomycetes; Eurotiales; Aspergillaceae
Exons: 4
Coding region: 1-1353 (450 amino acids)
Biological process (GO): ceramide biosynthetic process
Cellular component (GO): membrane
Molecular function (GO): sphingosine N-acyltransferase activity
Source: RefSeq, a predicted model, not a curated record
AUGGCAGACAAAGUUGUGCCAUCACAGCUACCAGAGGUGAAGGGGCGCAAUGCCUACGUUUCCUCUCCAAGUGGAUUACGACCGGCCAAGGAGACCACGUUCCGUGAAUGGGUGGUUGCCAACCAGAUCGGAAUCUCCUUGACCACCCUGGCUAUGUUGCUGGCUCUUCAUAACCUCUACCCCUCGCUCCGCCCAUAUACCCAGCCAUUCUUCCAAUUGUCCUAUUAUAACGAAUCCUCGAACUCAUACGUCCAGGGCUGGGAUGAUGUGUACUUCGUCAUCAGUGCUGCUAUCGCACUCACCGGUAUCCGCGCUAUCGCCAUCGAAUGGGUUCUGCAGCCAUUGGCUCGUGCCUAUGGGUUGAAGCGAAAGCAGUCGGUUCGCCUCGCUGAGCAGGGUUGGCAAGCUAUGUACUAUUCGUUCAUAUGGGGGGUAGGAUUGUACCUCUGGAAAACGUCAUACUAUUGGGGAGAUUUCGCCGCCAUGUGGUCGCAAUGGCCCGCCCGUCCUUUGUCCGGCUUGAUGAAGUGGUAUCUUCUCGUCGAGCUGGCAUUCCUUGUGCAGCAGAUCUUCGUGAUCCACGUUGAAGAGAGACGGAAGGACCAUGUUCAGAUGCUCUCCCACCAUAUUAUUACCAGUGCUCUCCUGAGCUCUGCCUACAUCUACGCUAUGUACAAUGUGUCCAAUGUGGUGCUAUGCCUCAUGGAUAUUGUGGAUUUUUUGUUACCGUCUGCGAAGAUACUCAAGUACUCGAAGUUCGAAACGGCCUGCAAUGUUGGGUUUGGCCUCUUCAUGGGCACAUGGUUUAUCACCCGACACAUUAUUUACCCCAUGGUGUGCUGGUCCGUUUAUCAUGAUCUUCCCCGUGAACUCACCUAUGGCUGCUACAGCGGCUCGACAAGCGAGUUCAUCUCAGCGGAGGCCCCGAAUGCCUUCGCAUAUAUGCUUGGUCCUUACGCCAGUUUGGACAACCCCAUCUGCUUCAACCCUACUCUAAAAUGGAUGUUUUUAUCCCUUUUGUUGUUCCUUGAGGGACUGUCCAUUGUAUGGUUCAGCAUGAUUGUCCGUGUUGCCUACGGUGUGGUUUGCGGCGGUAACGCUGAAGACACCCGCAGUGACGAAGAAGACGAAGCGGAAGUGGAAGACCAGACUGCAUCCCACGUUCCUGCGCACUUGGCUGCUAAGGACGGUGUUCCUACCGAUACCAUCGAAACCGGAAACGCCCCAGGGUUGGGUCGUCGGCGGUCCAAUGGCACCGCGUCGGUGCGUGCCCGGGGCCUUGGUCGUGUUCCUUUCGAUCCUAGUGACCGAAAAGCUCUCUUGGGCCGCAUUGGAUGUGAAAAGCCAACCUAG